Molecule: messenger RNA, 1731 nt
Organism: Topomyia yanbarensis
Lineage: Eukaryota; Metazoa; Arthropoda; Insecta; Diptera; Culicidae
Product: clavesin-1-like
Exons: 2
Coding region: 218-1192 (324 amino acids)
Cellular component (GO): membrane
Molecular function (GO): phosphatidylinositol bisphosphate binding
Source: RefSeq, a predicted model, not a curated record
AGUCCAGCAGUCAGUUUGGAUUUAUCCAUCUCGAAAUUCGGUAGUGUUUGAGCUUCGCGACGCGACGCGUUCCCCGUUUUCUUCUGUUAAGGAUUUCUACUCGGAGGAUCCGGACCCCAGCAGGAGCUAGUAACCAGCCCAGAAAGGAGCAAAGCAGCCCCCAUCCAUUUUUCCAACACAUCAUUGCAUAGCAAAUCGAAGGGAUUCACAGUUUAAAAUGGCAGCCGCUCUGAGCAUGUGCAAAGCACCCGAGUCGUACGACGAUUACACAUUCUCCCUUCCCGACAAGUACAAGCUGGUGGCACAGGACGAGCUCCGCGAGGAGGACGACAUUCGGGAGAACGCUUUGAAACAGUUCCGCGAGUGGAUCGCCAAACAUCCGCUGAUCAAGAAAUGCCGCACCGAUGCUCCGUUCCUGCUGCGGUUCCUCCGAACGAAGAAAUUCUCCAUCCCGGCAGCGACCGAAAUGCUGGAAAAGUACCUAUCCAUUCGUCAGAUCUAUCCCAACUGGUUCCACAAGCUGGACAUCAACGAUGCGGAACUGGAAGCGAUCAUCGACACCGGGUACUUGUUCGCAUUGCCCGAACGCGAUGAAUAUGGCCGUAAAAUUGUUUUCUCGAGUGCGGGAAAAUUCGACACAAGUCGAUUCACGGCUGCUCAACUGAUCCGUAUCCAUUCGCUCGUAGUCGAAGCAUUGCUCGACGAAGAGGAAUCCCAAAUAGCCGGUUACGUUCACGUGAUCGAUGAUUCCGAUCUGUCAAUGGGAUUCCUCGGGAUCUGGUCUUUCGCUGACAUCAAGAAUCUAGCUCACUGCGUCCAAAACUCAUUACCGAUGCGUCAAAAGGAGAACCACUUCGUCAACCUGCCUACGUUCGCCAACAAGUUGUCUGAAUUCAUUUUGUCCGUGCUGAGCGAUAAACUGAAGAAUCGUGUAUUCGUGCACAAAAACAUGGACGAACUGAAAACCAAGGUCAACCCGAAACUACUGCCCCAAGAGUAUGGCGGUACCGUUCCCAUGGCCGAUUGUAUCGCCCAGUUCAAGUCCUUCCUCAAGUCCAAGCGUGACCAAUUGGUUGCUCUCGAUGAAAUGCAGAUCGAAAUCAACAAGAACUCGCCGUACUGGGCUGACAGUACCGAUGCUGACAUUGCCGCCGGAGUGAUCGGUAGCUUCCGAAAGCUGGAGGUUGACUAGGUUGAAUUUGACUGUAGACAGACUGAGAAGCUCAAUUUUCGAUUCCAUUCUCUUAUUCCUAAAUACCUAUUAAACUUUUUGUUUUUAAUAUUACAUAAUUUAUCGAGUAAACUUGAAGUGUAUCGGUAACUUAUCACUUUUUAUUCUAAUAGAACAAUGUUAAAUGCGAAAGAAAGGGAUGAUUUCAUCUUUAAACACUUCUCUUUCCCCAAACAGGUGGAACCAAGUUACCAAAAGUCUAAUAUCAAGAAUCGUGCUAAAUGUUCAGAUUGUUAGAAUUGGCGCUAACCCAACUAUCAGUUAACAAUUAUAUAGAUAAUCGCUUUAUUCAAGUUUGUGCGAAUGUAAUUUCUGUGAUGAAGGUGUGGAAACUAGCGCGUAUAAAGAAAUACAAAGAUCCUAAUCCUUAAAUUAUUUCCCCCAGAACUAUAUUACUUUACCUGAUAAGCCUUAGCUUGAAAUGAUCCCUGUCCAAUGAUAUCAAAGUUUUUAUGUAUGUCAAAUUGUAUCCUCGUCAUUUUAAUUGAAAAUAAAAUUUU